Messenger RNA from Zingiber officinale, 795 nucleotides. Its product is annotated as WUSCHEL-related homeobox 9-like. Gene Ontology annotation, molecular function: DNA-binding transcription factor activity; DNA binding. Gene Ontology annotation, biological process: regulation of developmental process. The record is from RefSeq and is a predicted model, not a curated record. Lineage: Eukaryota; Viridiplantae; Streptophyta; Magnoliopsida; Zingiberales; Zingiberaceae. The transcript has 2 exons. Bases 16 to 795 code for a protein of 259 amino acids.
ACCACCACCACCACCAUGGCCUCAUCCAACAAGCACUGGACGAGCAUGUUCAAGUCCAAGCCCUGCAUCAACCAAUGGCAGCAUGAUCACAUCAUUCACCAGAAAAAUCUAGGCUGUGAGGAGAGGAGCCCCGAUCCGAAGCCAAGGUGGAACCCGAAGCCGGAGCAAAUCCGGAUCCUGGAUGCCAUCUUCAACUCCGGCAUGGUGAACCCCAGCCGCGAUGAGAUCCGCAAGAUCCGACUUCAGCUCCAGGAGUUCGGACCCGUCGGCGACGCCAACGUCUUCUACUGGUUCCAGAACCGCAAGUCCCGCUCCAAGAACAAGCACGGAAACCGCAACCACCUCAGCCCGGCAGCCGCCCGCCGCACACCGAAACCAUCCCCCACCGGCUCCUCUUCCUCCUCCUCCUCCUCCUCAGCCCAGUCCGCCGACUCCGGCAACAAAACCCUACCCCUCCCGACUAGAUUCCAGCACUUCUCUCCCCGGCUGCCGCCGACGACCUUACUCCCAAAGCAGAUGAACUCACUCGCGGAGCCGGCGUAUCAAGAUAUGAGCACCGGAAUCAUCAGUUCCGACGGCCUUUACGAUCCUGAGACGCCGAUGCAGCUACUCAUGAAACCAGAUCAUGAUGAUCACCAAGAGUACAAGUUGAAGAUGCAAUAUUUACAACAUCUUUAUGCAGCAGCGGCAGCUGCUGCCGCUGCUGCUGCUGCUGUUCCAACUUCUAGUGCUGCCACUGUAGGCAGCUGCGUUAAUGGUAGCCCUAUCAGCGACAUACAAGGUAUGAGCUAUUAA